Molecule: messenger RNA, 1479 nt
Organism: Blepharisma stoltei
Lineage: Eukaryota; Ciliophora; Heterotrichea; Heterotrichida; Blepharismidae
Source: the annotation of a GenBank genome assembly
AUGGACAAUCCCGAAGUAGACAGCAUCAUCUCCACUUCCACUCGACUCCGAGCAGAAACAGCGAAAGCUUACAUUGAACAAAAAAUCAACCGUCUCAAAUCUGAAGAACUUAAAAAGCGAACCGAGUAAUUUUUAUGCAGAUGAGAAUUAUUAAAGAAGAGAAUGGAAGAAAUGAGCCUUUCUGACACAGAACAAGAAAUAAUCAAGCAAGAAAUUCUUCAUCAAGAAGCUGAAGACCUGAGAAUAAAGCGUCAAAAAAUAAUAGUUCAUGAUUUUGAACCAAUUGCAAUUAUUGGCAAAGGCGCAUAUGGCGAAGUCAGACUCUGUAGAGUGAAAGCAACAAGUGAAAUAGUUGCAAUGAAGAAGAUGAAGAAAAGCGAAAUGAAGUUCAAAAACCAGGUCAAGCAUAUAAAAGCUGAAAGGGACAUUCUAGCAAGAGCUAAUAAUGAUUGAAUUGUCAAUUUGAAAUACUCUUUCCAAGACGAAAAUUACUUAUAUCUGUGUAUGGAGUACUUACCUGGAGGAGAUUUGAUGACUUUACUCAUGAAAAAAGAUAUUUUACCGGAGGACGAGGCAAGGUUCUAUAUUGCAGAAAUUAUAUUAGCAGUGGACUCGGCACACCAAUUGAAUUAUAUUCAUAGAGAUCUCAAGCCAGAUAAUGUCCUAUUGGAUUCUACUGGGCACAUAAAACUUUCUGAUUUUGGGCUAUGCACAUUUGCAGUAACUUUUAUAUAGGAAGUCAUACCAUCGAGCUUUUCGCUUAUCAGAUCUCAAGAAGAUCCAGAUUUGCCCCAGCCUUCCCUAGUGACCAUUUCUUGUGAAAAGCCAAACUUUAAACGCCAAAGGCACUUAGCCUUCUCCACCGUAGGAACUCCAGACUAUAUUGCUCCAGAAGUCUUCAAUCAGCAAGGCUACAAUGAAGCUGUCGACUGAUGGUCAGUAGGUGUUAUUCUAUUUGAAAUGCUUGUGGGCUAUCCUCCCUUUUACUCUGACGAUGCUCCUACCACAUGCCAAAAAAUCAUGCAUUGGAAGCAAACUUUGAGGAUCCCUCCUGAGUCAAAUAUCAGCCCUGCAGCUGCUGAUUUGAUUCUAAGGCUUCUGAGAGACAAAAACGACAGACUAGGAAAUAGCGGCAUAAAUGAAAUUAAAACUCAUCCAUUUUUUAGUGGAAUUAAUUGAGAUAACUUGAGAAAAGCCAGAGCUCCUUAUAUACCUGAAGUAAUAAGCGAAAUCGAUACGAGAAAUUUUGAAAAUUUCAUUGAAGAUGAACCGUUUUACCCAGAGCCGACAGAAAGAAGUCUGAGGAAAGAUUUUGAUUUUAUUGGAUAUACUUAUAAACAAGAUGAGCAGAGAGAUCAUUUAAUUAGCGCAUUACAAGAACUGGAAACCUUGAGAAGUUCUGAUGGGAGCAUUCAAGACAAAAUAAGGAUGUGGCACGGGCAUUCAAAUGUUAGAGCGAGCGAUAAUAACGAUAUAUAG